AUGGCAAUUGUAUAUGAAGCUGUACCUAACAAGGCACCAUUACUAGAGGCUCUGCCUGAAGAAAUCAUCACCCUUAUCCUCUCACAAUCCUCAAUUGAUAUCAAGGCAUUAAGGACAUGUAUGUCGGUAUCCUCAAAAUUGCGUCGAAUCAGUCUCUAUAUCCUAGAAUAUUAUCGAUUACCAGCCACCCAAUUGUCCCUGACGAUAGAUCAAGAAGGCAAGAGCAAAAUGACCACUCGAUUUGGAUUUAGCCAUUUCUGCCCAGUGUCUUUGACCACAUUAUACACAUCCUAUCAACCCAUGGCAAGACGCUAUUAUACAGACAAAGCCUAUCCAGUCGUCCGCUCAAUGGCAAUAGACUAUGCUAGCUGUGAUAUUCAAUCUUCCUCAGUAUCAAUCGCGUCAUCCACAUCAGGUACUUUGGUUGGCAGCUGCUCGUCCUCCUCAUCGUCAUCAUCAAUAUCCGUUGCUAAGCAACCAUGCUACACAAACACGCCUUCUGAUUUAGCUUCUGUGUAUUACCAUGGUAACGCAAAAAAGCUUUCUGCACAGAAAGAAGGCCUUCAUAUUCUUCAAGUAUCACCACAUUUAGCCAACCAGAGAUUGUCAUGGAAAUUGGCUUACAGAAUCACGGAUAAGCGUAAACCUGAAUACUAUAUGUCGCUGAUCAGCAUCUCUAUUGGAUUCAAGCAUCUGAUGAAAUUGGACGCUCUAAAUCAGGGUGUGGACGUCAAUGCGACGACGAGAAAAUUACCUUUAAAAAGCAUGAAUAAAAUGAAAAAUUGGGUCAAUCGACUCGUUUGA
This is a messenger RNA of Mucor velutinosus, 804 nucleotides long. RefSeq lists its product as uncharacterized. Bases 1 to 804 code for a protein of 267 amino acids. NCBI's taxonomy places the organism in Eukaryota, Fungi, Mucoromycota, Mucoromycetes, Mucorales, Mucoraceae. The record is from RefSeq and is a predicted model, not a curated record. The transcript has a single exon.